This is a messenger RNA of Chilo suppressalis (striped riceborer), 3906 nucleotides long. Lineage: Eukaryota; Metazoa; Arthropoda; Insecta; Lepidoptera; Crambidae. The record is from the annotation of a GenBank genome assembly.
GUCUAAUUUGACGUUACAUUUGUAAAUUUGUAAACGUAAACAAGACAUUAAUUUUAUUAUUUUGAUCUUUUAAUAAUGACAAAGUACUUAUAAAUUCUUAACCAAACUUUGCCUUUUAAGAAAUUUAAAACUUUAGGUUUUUAAUGAAAUCUGUUUAAGCCAAUAUUCCAGUGGUGUAAAUGUGUAUUUCAGUAUCGGAAGAUUACCGGCCUCUUAACAACGUUUUAUCGUUUCUGUCUUUAUCGUCGUUAAUGGUAAUAGUAAAACCUGUUAGAUAAUUCUCAUUUUUCUAUAAAACUUCAAUGAAAAGUAUACACUUUCUUGUACCAUUUUUUUUAGUGCUAUAUUCUAAUAGAUACAAGGCAGAUAUGGAUGCUAAAGCAUUAUCUUCAGCAAUUGCAAGAUUCUCUGCAAAGUUUCUAAAUGAACUUGACAAAACUAAGAGUGUAGUGUCGUCACCAUUAUCGGCUGAGUUUGUGUUAGCCUUAUUGGCUCUAGGUACUACUGAUAAAGCUCACGAUGAAUUGCUGACUACUCUUGGCAUUUCCGAUGAUGAUUCGAUUCGUUCGUCAUUUGCGUCAGUCUCAUCCAAGUUUAAAACAAUCAAGGGUGUAACAUUGGAUGUGGCUAAUAAAGUGUAUGUAAUGGAAGGUGGUUAUGAUCUGCAGCCACAGUUGAAGGAAGAUGCAGUUAAAGUUUUCGAUGCAGCAUUUGAAAAGGUUGACUUCUGUAAUUCAGCCCAUGCUGCAAACCUCAUUAACACUUGGGUUGAGGACAAGACUAAUAAGCGUAUUAAAGAUCUCAUCACAGCUGAUGAUUUGGAUUCUUACACUCGAUUGGUUCUUAUUAAUGCUAUAUACUUUAAGGGCACUUGGAAGAAUCAGUUCAAUAAAAGCAACACCAUGGAUCAGCCCUUCUACGUUACUGCUUCCACGACUAUUGAUGUGCCCAUGAUGUAUAAAGAAGAUAGUUUUAGAUACGGCAUUAGUGAGAAGUUGAAAGCCCAGCUGUUAGAAAUGCCGUACAUAGACAACGAAGCUAGUAUGCUCAUCGUUCUACCCGAAGAAAAGGAUGGGCUUGAUUCUAUGCUUCAGACGUUAGCCGACGGUCAUGAUCUUCUAGAAGACGUAGCGGCUAAUAUGUUUCACACCAAAGUUCAGGUCACCAUUCCAAAGUUCAAAAUCGAAACAGAAAUCGAUUUAGGAGUACUACUGCCCAAAAUGGGCAUCAAACAGAUUUUCAAUAAGGAUGACUCUGGUUUGACUAAAAUAUUGAAUGCCAACGAACCUCUGUACGUAUCGAAAGGCAUUCAAAAGGCUUUUAUCGAAGUCAAUGAGGAGGGUGCCGAGGCCGCCGCGGCUACUGCUAUGGCUGUGGCGAUGUGUUUAUCACUAGUUAUGGAACCGCCGACGCCCGUGUUUCAUGCUGAUCAUCCGUUUUUGGCUGUGAUCCUUGUCAACAAAGCUCCGGUCUUCUUUGCUGUGUAUCGAAGCGCUUAAAAUUCAAUAAGAUUAUAACUAUUCAUCAUAAGCUGCUCUCUAGUAAAAUUUAUUUAUUACCUUUGCAAUAAAAGAGUCUUUAUACUGAAUGCAAUUUUUAAAGUAUAAUGUUUUAUCUCGGAAAAUUGUUUUUGUCGCCGUACCCUGUUGCUCUUCAUGUAAAUAAAGUUUGAUAACGUAUAUCGGAAUAAAUCAUAUUUUUACUAGAUUUCGUAAGUAUAAGAUGGAUUUUGAGUCGCAAAAAAAACAACGAGUGUAGAUAAUAAUAUAUAUUUAUUGGACUUUCAAACCUUAGAUUAAAACACGGAGAGUAAAUUAAAAUUAUGUUAUUAAUAAAAACAAUUUAUUCAUGUGCUUUAACUUUCUGCCCGAGUGUUCAAGACUAGUCUCAAAUUCAUGGAAAUCAAGAUGGCGGAAUCACUGCUUGUUUGAAACAUACUUCAGCAACGCUUUCCAGUAGGUAUUCAUACUAUACAUAUUGUUUUAUAAUGUUCAUAUCUGCUUACUGAUGACCGAUCCAUCCAUGUCCAUGACGACACUGGCUGAAAGGUCCCUGUCACUUAAGCAGCGCUGCUUCCAAGGAACGGACUCAAAGAAGUCACACAUAUCGUCACAAUCUGCCGACCUGUACGCGGGGGCUUGGCCUGUGGUGCUUUGGUAGAUAUCAGGCAGUGAUCCGGUGAAGUGAAUCCUGAUGGGCUGAUCAACAGUCAUGCGUGAGCGGAGAUCCCUGCAUGGUCGGUUUUGGAGUAACUUAACCACAAAUUGUGGUGGGCAUUAAAGUCCCCCAAAAACACCAGUUCUGCAUUAAAAAAUUGUUCCUGCGCGUCAUCUGCUGCUCGACUAAGAUGUUCAAAAAGUCGAGUUGGAUCUGUAGAGGCACAUUUCAACUCGACGUGUACCCCCAGCAUAGAGAAGGAGGGAUCUUCCAAGCAUCGGAGACGGCGACACAGACAGCGUUGAAAGUCUGAGGGUGUGUGGUGCACGGCUGUACGUCGAAACUUAACAUAGGGGCUGCCAUGAUGGAGAUGAAACAGAGACGUGAAACUAGUGGACGUUGUCGCGACAGGACCGGGCAUAUUAGGGAGGUUUGUUUCCCCGGAUGACUGCCUACAGAGGAGAUGCACCGAACCGCUGGACGGAACAGUGUAACUUUUCAUAUACUAAAAGCAUAUUACAUAUAAGUAUCACAAAAACGCAUCCGAUACAUUAAAAGAAUAUCUGUGAAUUUCCAAAAAUUUUCAUGGUUCAACAAUUUAUCGAUUACAGAUUUUGUGCUUCAAUAAAUAUUACUUAUUCAAACUGAAUGCUACCGCUACUUAUCUAGUUAAAUAAUCUGUCUAAAACGAUUUUUGUGAUGAACAUGCUCCAGCUGCAUUGAUUUGUUUUAUUAACGCGCUUCAUGCAUUAAUACAAAAAUAAGUCCUAUUAGCUAGAUCAUAUACAGUAAUUAUCCGAAACUAUCAAGUUAUUCUGAUUAAUUUAUGAAUGAUAAGAUAGGUAGAAGGACGGCGAAUAUUUCGCUCGGAGCGGGCUCUUCUACCAAAUUUCACCAUAAAGAGAUAGAUAUUUUUCAUCUAUUUCUACUGGUAAGGAGUCUAGAGAAGCGUUGGUCACGGCUCAUUCGCGGCUGCAUCUAUCGUCGUUGAACGGUGCCCACCAAUAAGCUGCAACAUGCGCCGUACGUAUUGAUCAUUCUCAUUAAGUCCAAUGAAUAUUUGUGUAUGUGCAACUAAUUAGUUUCAAACUUCUGAGAAUAUCUAUUCUCAGUAGUUCUAUGCCAAUGAAAUCUGAAAGUGAUUUUGUCCAUAUCAAGCCCUUUGCCUCGGCAUUGGAGACAAAUAUAGAUUGUUGGUAAAUAGCAUUAAUAAUUACUUACCAUAUUAUAAUAGAUAAACUUCCGUGGUAAUAGUAAAGUUUGAUAAUGGAUAAUGUAAGCGCUGGUUAAUAUGGGUUUUUAAUCAGAAGAAAGGAAUUUUCUGGACUUACGUUGCACUCCUUGAUUUGCCUCCUUCUGGAGUAUUUGGGUUUUGCACGUGCCGGCACGGAACACUUUAGUUCGUUCGAGAUUCGUAAUGUAUCUUGCUCUUGGCUGCUGCACUUAUCACAUAACUGGAGUAAUGUCCAGUUUUUAAUUUUUGAGUCAUUAACUUGUAAUUUCUGGACAGACAUAACUAUUGUUAAACAGACAGACAGACAGGACAGACAUAACUAUUGUCGCAAAUAAAAUCUUCUCGGAACGUUACUAAGUUCCGUUUGCACAUGCAAACAUCAGAAUAUUCACCAAUGAGAUCACAGAAGAGAUGGAAGGGAGAGGGACGGUAUCAAACCAUCGCGCAAUAAAUAUAAUUCAACUACUUAGUUUUUAUCUAAAGAAAGGUUUACUAGAAAAAAAUCCACGCGGACC